AUGAUCGAUCGCACAGGCUCCGCUCCUGUUACAGAAAAUGUUCUUCUUGGAGUUCUAUACGACGACGACCUACGAGAGGGUUUCAAGUGGCUCUACAAUCAACGGCAAAUCAUUCAUAUCCCCUCUAUGGAAGAAAUCCUCAUCGUUGCUACGGAGGAGGCUACAUCGGAAGAACUCCAAGAGAUCAUCAAGCUUCUCAUCGAUUACAUAGACUCAAUUCCUAUUACAGAAAGAGUGUUGCGAGCAACAGUAUGCAACGGCCGUCUAGACGCGUUCCGAUGGCUUUUUGAUCAGCGGUCAGACCUCAGCGUCACUUUGGAAGGUAUAUGCGACGCCAUCUUCCAGGAUCCUGAAGCCUCGUACAGGGGGAAGAUAAGUGCGCUUGUGUAUCUUGCACCCCCCUGUGAUGACGAAGAGCCCAAAAUCACUCCUUCAAAUUUAGCCAAGUACCCUUAUGAUUCUGAACAUGAGAAUAAUUACGGCUUGGACGGUGUCGUUGAGGGUUUCUCGAGGGGCUUCUUUUUAGAGAACUCACGCGCACAAUUGCUAUUCUCUGAUCCCCAGGGAGUCGCAGAGGUCUUUUUGGAAAGGUGUGACCUAUUCGCUGUCGAGUACUUCUUGAAAGAUCAAUCCGAGGUUGUGAUUUCCGAUUCGCUUAUUCAAGCGGCAAAGAAGAAUGUGAUUGCCAAUCAAGAUGAGUUGAUGUCACUCCUGGGGAAGGAAAGAGGCAGCCGAGCGAUAAAACCUGAGUAG
This is a messenger RNA of Penicillium brevicompactum, 753 nucleotides long. RefSeq lists its product as uncharacterized. Bases 1 to 753 code for a protein of 250 amino acids. NCBI's taxonomy places the organism in Eukaryota, Fungi, Ascomycota, Eurotiomycetes, Eurotiales, Aspergillaceae. The record is from RefSeq and is a predicted model, not a curated record. The transcript has a single exon.